UUCGUAGUAGCAAAAUUCCUUCUCUUCUCACUCUCCCUGCCAAUUCAAUUCUCUCACUAUGUUCUUCUCGGCCAAAAUCCCGACCAUUUCGUUGAAAUCCCCCGCCCUCCAAUGAGAUAUGGGUUUCCUUCGGCGAAUUUUCGGCGGCAAAAAGCCGGCCUCUCCAUCCGAAGGCUCCCACAAGUCCGGCUCUGAACCGGUCAAGAGUAAACGGAGAUGGAGAUUCAUCAAACGCAGCAAAGACAAAUCCCAAAGUGCUACUUCUGAUCUCAAUAACACCGACCUUUCCACUUCUUCGCUGCCAUACGGUGAUUCCUUGAACGCUAAUAAACAUGCCAUUGCAGUGGCUGCGGCGACGGCGGCCGUGGCGGAGGCCGCUCUUGCCGCCGCUCAUGCAGCGGCGGAGGUGGUUAGACUCACGAAUGGCGGUGGCGGUCCUAGCACAAGCCAGCACCGGUGGCCGGAAGACGUCGCCGCCGUUAAGAUACAGUCGGCGUUUCGUGGUUACUUGGCAAAGAGAGCUCUGAGAGCACUAAAAGCAUUGGUGAAGUUGCAAGCGUUGGUAAGAGGUCACAUCGUAAGAAAGCAAACAGCAGAUAUGCUGAGGCGCAUGCAAACUUUGGUGAGGCUGCAGUCCCGUGCACGUGCAGGUCGCGUGCAGUUGUCCCAUAUUCUCCAUUCUGCCAAGUCUCCACUCUCUCAUCACCCUGUUUCUGAACAUUAUGGAACCUCACUUAGAGCCAAUAGUACUAAAUUUGAAGGAUCUCCUCUUCUGAAGAGAUGCAGUUCCAAUGCAAAUUUCAGGGACAUUGGCUCGGGGAGAUCAAGGUUUGUAUCGCAAUGGUACGACAAUUGGAUGGAAGAAAAUGUGUGGAACCAUCCCAGAGGAGAUGAUGAGAAGAGUGAUAAAAUUCUCGAAGUUGAUACUUGGAAGCCCCGCUUGAACUCCCAGAACGAGAAUCCUUUGGCAUAUGAGUCUCCGUCAAAGCGUUCAACAAGCAGUGUAAACCAAGGUCUCUUCAGUUCCCUCAAGUUUCAUCAGAAGAGAAAAGAAGAGAAAGCUUCAAGAACAGCAGAGAUGAACAGCAAAGAACUCUCAGCCCAUUCAUAUCAGAACAGUCCAGAGUCAUUUUCUGCUUCAAGAAGAAGAACGGGUCCUUUCACCCCCACAAGGAGUGAGUGUGGCUACUUUGGUCACCCAAACUAUAUGGCCAACACCGAGUCAUCUCGAGCCAAGUCUAGAUCAGUGAGUGCGCCGAGGCAAAGGCUUUGGGAUUCUGGAAAUAAUUCUGAUAGGCUUGCUGAUUUCAAAAGCCAAUGUUCUACAUCUUCAAGCCGCUUCAACAGAGUCUUGAGUAGCCAUCUAAGGUGACACAAUAAAUUUAACCACUCUCAAGGAGGCAUCAAAUUUUAUUCCUGAUAAAUGGUGUUUAUGUACCUGAAAUUUGGAUCUUCAACAUUUUCUUCUUUUAACUUUUUUGUCAAUUUCAGAGAGAGACAGACAUAUAAAAUGUAUGAAACCCAUUGAGCUCUGUACAUUAUAUGUCUAUCUCUCUCUAAAACCUACAAAGAAUAGAAAUAAGGAAAUGGAGAAGAUCCGACCAAGAUUUUAGCAUAAUUAGCAUGUUAAGGUGAGAGAAGUGUGCCUAACUUGUUUUAAUUUGUACGUAUGUGUUUAGUUUUGUCUAUCUCUAUAUUAUAAAUUGUCUUUUUGUUUCUUUUCCUUCUUUUUUUUUGUGGUUUGGGGUGGAAAUGGAAGAAGGUUUGGGAAUGUAAUUAUUUGACCUGCAUCGGUAUAGUUUAUUAAGAAAGUUGAGAGGGUUGAUGAUAUAAAUGUAUUGGUUCCUACUUUCUGAAUUUAGUUUGGUUUGUAUUUAUGUCGAUUGUUUCCAAUAAUCCGAUGGACAUUUAUAUGAUUUUCUGAAA
Messenger RNA from Neltuma alba, 1926 nucleotides. RefSeq names its product protein IQ-DOMAIN 14. The record is from RefSeq and is a predicted model, not a curated record. The transcript has 4 exons. Gene Ontology annotation, molecular function: protein binding. Bases 119 to 1372 code for a protein of 417 amino acids. NCBI's taxonomy places the organism in Eukaryota, Viridiplantae, Streptophyta, Magnoliopsida, Fabales, Fabaceae.